Molecule: messenger RNA, 1218 nt
Organism: Arxiozyma heterogenica
Lineage: Eukaryota; Fungi; Ascomycota; Saccharomycetes; Saccharomycetales; Saccharomycetaceae
Gene: EOS1
Product: Eos1p
Exons: 1
Coding region: 1-1218 (405 amino acids)
Biological process (GO): cellular response to oxidative stress; protein N-linked glycosylation
Cellular component (GO): endoplasmic reticulum membrane
Source: RefSeq, a predicted model, not a curated record
AUGAUUAGAUCAAGAGAUAAUCACAGUAGUGGUGGUGGUUCUAACAAUGGCGACAGUAGUCUUAAUGGUAAUACUGAUGAUAGUAGUAUUAAUAAUCCAUACAGGUAUAGUGUAUUCCAAUCACAUUAUAAUAAUAUUUCAAGGUUAUACGAAAAACAAAUGGCAUCAAUAAAGACGCUAUCAUUGAAUCAUCUAACUGCAAAACAGCAUAUGUUAUUAGCCCUUUUUAGAGAUAUAUCCUUGAUCCCAGCUGGAUUCCAUUGGUUUAAAGCUAUACGGAAAGCAUAUUUGAUAUCUGUAAAAGAUAUUUUUAACAACAACAUCGAUCUUAGCAAUAUUAACAACAAUCUUAAAAUAAACGAAAUCAAAAUAUUAUCUAAUUUGAUUACUGGGCAUGCAUCAGAAUAUGUAUUAUGUGCACUGUGGUGUUUUGUAUCAUUGUAUUUGUCGUUUGCUAUACUAGAUAAUUUAAUGGUUCGUUGGAUUAUGAAAUAUUCUGUUAUGGCAGUAAUAUUAAGAAUGUUUUCCAUGUCUUUAGUUCUUAUUACAAUUCAAUUGUUUUUAUUGAAUUCUCUGUCUCCAGAGAGAGAUUAUUAUUUACACACUUGGAUAUUGAUAAGUUGUAUUUUGACAGGGUUGUUUAUAUGGCAAAAUUAUUUGACGUCCAAUUUUGAUUAUAUUAAAAGAUCUCACCCACCAAAUACCCGCCAUUUUUAUCAUAACCACCGUUAUUAUUAUCAUCCUCAUUCUCAUUCUUAUCUUCCCACACAUCUUAUUGAUGACUCUAUAAGUACUUCAAAUAAACCAAGUAUUCCCACAUUGUCUUUAGCUUCUUCUUCUUCUUCUGUCAUGAUCCCUACCGAUACAACCAAUUCAUUAAUAUAUUCCGCAGAUCAAACCAAUGGCGGCUCUAAUGUUCUCAAUAAUCAAGAGAACCUAGUAGAAGAUGAUUCAGAAGAUAUCUUGCUAUCACACACCAUAAAUUGUGAAGAGGAUGAUAGUGAUCUAAAUAAUGAAGAAACAAGACAAAAUAUACGAUGUCUGGCUAGUAACCGGACAAAGAUAAAGCGAGCAUUUGAUAUAUACAAUAUAAUUGUCUUUUGUGUGGUGCCUAUUGGAUUAGCCAGCUUUAUUACUAUGCUAUGUCUGUUAAGAAAUUUAUUUAUUCAGAGAUUAGAUAUUGAACAACUGAUUGAUUUACUCAAUAUUGAUAUAUAA